AUGGGAAAGUUUUGGAUUAAACAUGGAAAUAAAAUAAAAUAUUUCAAAUCAAUCUAUGUUUUAACAGAUGGUACUUGUGGUAGUGCUUGUAGUCUGUUUUUAUCCAAAUUAAAAUUUGCUUCAAAUUUUAAAAUGAUCUAUGGCAUUGGCGGAGGAUACGAUGAUAAUGACAGUGAUCUAUUUGAAAGUUCAAGUUAUGCCGGUGGCGGAGCAUUCAAAUGGAAUGAUAUCGUUAACUUUCAUCAUCAAAUUAAUGUUGAUGUUUCGUCAAUUAACUAUUUACCCACAAGCGCUCAGUUGAACUUAAAUGUGUAUGAAAUAUAUAUUGAAGCACUAAAUAGUGAAUAUCCAAGAGAGUUUUUAAAACAACCAGUUGAUAGAAGGUUAACUGUUUCAGAUUAUUUUAAUAUUCAGCAUUGUUUAGAAACGAUAAUACAUGAUGAUAUGCAAUCGAAUAGAUACCUGAAUAAUGAAGAUGUUCACCAAUAUCAGCAAGUGGAUGGGACCGAAGAGGAGGAGACAGAAAGAGAGGUAGGUUUUGAUGAAGAAGAAGAAAUGGACAUUGAUGAUGAAAUAAUCUAUCAACAGCCGAUAGUUGAUGAAUUACCAUCAAUUGCAAGGACAAACNAUCCGAAGUAUGAAUCAAUUGAACCAAGCAUCGCUCCAACUGACAGCACACUAGUUCCGUCAACCGGACGAUGGGCUCGUUUUUCAAAGAUUCUCAGCAAACUCGAUAGUCUUGGUGUAGAAGCACGUGGUAUAGCACGUAUUACGUCCGAGGAACGUACUGACUCGAAGCUGAUUAAUACAGCUACGAUCUGGAUUGCUGCAAAUACGGUCAUUUCAUGCUUUGCCAUUGGUACUCUUGGUCCUGCCGUAUUCAAUCUUGGUUUGUACGAUUCAUUUGCAACUGUUACCUUCUUCAACUUACUUGGUGUACUUCCUGUAGCUGCAAUGGCCUGUGCUGGUCCUGCCUCAGGCUUAAGAACAAUGGUUUUUUCCCGUUUUAGUUGGGGUUAUUAUGGAGCUAGUCUUACUGCUUCUCUCAAUUGUAUUGCUGCCAUAGGAUGGUGCGCAGUCAAUUGCAUAACUGGUGGACAAAUACUUCGAGUUGUCUCCAAUGAUACACUCCCAAUCGCUGUCGGUGUUGUUAUUAUUGUCAUUUGCACUUUAGUACUCUCAUUUGCCGGUUAUAAGUGGAUACACAUUUACGAACGAUAUUCAUGGAUUCCAGUUUUCAUUGCUUUCUGUAUUAUGGCCGGAGUUGGUGCAAAGAAUUUUACCGAUUCUGGCGAAGCAGCAAUGAAAAGUGGACGGAUAGAAGCUGCCAACGUUCUCAGUUUCGGUGGAACGAUCUUUGGUUUUGCUGUUGGUUGGACUUCACUCGCAGCUGAUUACAAUGCCUACUUUCCAGAGGACACGAGUUCAACUAAAGUCUUUACACUCACUUACCUUGGUAAUAUUAUUCCACUUAUGCUUAUAGAAUUUCUUGGUGCGGCUGUUUACACUGGCACCUACACAAAUAGUGCCUGGGCUAGCGCUUACAAUUCUAACAGUAUCGGUGGUCUCCUUGGUGCUAGUCUCUCAUCUGUACACGGUUUCGGCAAGUUUCUACUCAUUCUCUUUGCUCUUUCAAUCGUUGCCAAUAAUAUUCCGAAUAUGUAUUCACUUUCACUCUCAGCACAAGUCAUAGCACCCGUUUUCUCUCGUAUUCCACGAUUUAUCUAUACAAUUGUUGGCACUGCAAUUUACAUUCCCAUAGCUAUUGUUGGCGCCGAUAAAUUCAACGAAUCUCUGGUUACUUUUAUGGACGUUCUUUCCUAUUGGCUUGCAAUUUUUAUUGCCGUUGUUUUCGAAGAACAUAUUCUAUUUAAACGUUGUUCAUUCAAGAAUUAUGAUUUUAGUGUAUGGAAUAAUCGUAAAGCAUUGCCAAUUUCUUUUGCUGCUAUUGGUGCUGGU
Molecule: messenger RNA, 1959 nt
Organism: Didymodactylos carnosus
Lineage: Eukaryota; Metazoa; Rotifera; Eurotatoria; Philodinida; Philodinidae
Source: the annotation of a GenBank genome assembly